AUGAGAGAUACGCGCGUUGAUGAUGCUGAUGUUGAAGAAGCGGCUCUUGAUCCUCAACCUACCAUUCGUGGCUUGAUCGACUCAUACCCGUUCACCAGCUUCUGCAUCUCACCCAUCUCAAUUGGGAACAACUUCCCAGCCCAUGUCUAUCGCCGCAGAUGUUCCAAAUCGGCACAGAUUUCGAGUGGAAGCUAUCCUGACCAGGUGACAGUCCGCAAAUUGCUGCUUUUGUAUAGUUUCAGCAGUGAACAGUUUUUACCGGAAACCAGAACUUCAUUCAAGAAGUUGAAGAAUAAAGUGAGUCAACAGUUUUCUGAACAGUUUUGUCAGUUUGCGUUGCCGAAAAGCAACAAGUGGGACGGAUUAUUUUCCAUUUGGCGACAGAUUCUCAACCUUCCAACCCCCGCCGCACGCACCAAAACCAGCACCAGAGAAAUGGCCACCCCGUCCACUGCGUCCGCCACAUUCUCCCGGCGGGUCCUUGUCGCCCUACUGGUAUGCAGCCUGCUACUGGACCUGAGUUCCUUCACCGAGGCUCGACCUCAGGACGAUCCGGCUUCAGUGGCUGAGGCGAUCCGGCUCCUGCAGGAAUUCGAAACAAAGCACGCCCAGCACGCUAGACCCAGGUAA
This is a messenger RNA of Topomyia yanbarensis, 630 nucleotides long. RefSeq lists its product as uncharacterized. Lineage: Eukaryota; Metazoa; Arthropoda; Insecta; Diptera; Culicidae. Bases 1 to 630 code for a protein of 209 amino acids. The record is from RefSeq and is a predicted model, not a curated record. The transcript is spliced from 3 exons.